Molecule: messenger RNA, 3244 nt
Organism: Tachysurus vachellii
Lineage: Eukaryota; Metazoa; Chordata; Actinopteri; Siluriformes; Bagridae
Gene: daw1
Product: dynein assembly factor with WDR repeat domains 1
Exons: 14
Coding region: 63-1310 (415 amino acids)
Molecular function (GO): protein binding
Source: RefSeq, a predicted model, not a curated record
CCGAGCAAUGAGCAGCGUACUCGUCGUUGCUAUGGUAACGCCGUGUUAAACUCGAGCAGAAAAUGAGACUGAAACGACUCCACAUUCGUUACUAUCCUCCAGGUAUAAUACUGGACUAUGAGAAAGGAGGACAGGACAGAAGCAGAUGCAUCGACCUGCUGCACUUAACGCCAAACACGGAUGUGAAUGAGAUGCUAUCAGAAAUCAGAAGAAUCGAGCCAUUAAUCACUGAUUCACGUACCGAUCAGGUGAAAGUGCUCAUUAAACGAUUACAAGACAAACUCAGCCAACCAGAUGAACGCAGAUUUUACCUGUUCAAGGUGCUUCAGGCUCACAUCCUGCCUCUUACCAAUGUCGCCUUCAAUAAAUCAGGGUCGAGUUUCAUAACCGGGAGCUAUGACAGAACAUGUAAAAUAUGGGACACUGUGUCUGGCGAGGAGCUGCACACACUGGAAGGGCAUAGAAAUGUUGUUUAUGCCAUCGCAUUUAAUAACCCCUAUGGAGAUAAAAUAGCUACAGGCUCCUUUGAUAAGACUUGCAAAUUAUGGAGCGCCGAGACUGGAAAGUGUUUCUACACAUUUAGAGGACACACAGCGGAAAUUGUCUGUGUAACCUUCAACCCCCAGAGUACCCUGGUUGCCACAGGCAGCAUGGACACUACAGCUAAAUUAUGGGAUGUGGAGAGUGGUAAAGAGGUUUCCACCCUAGCAGGUCACUCUGCUGAGAUAAUCUCUCUCUCGUUCAACACAGUUGGCAAUCGUUUAGUGACUGGGUCAUUCGAUCACACACUUACACUUUGGGAUGUACCAUCAGGGAGGCGAAUACACACUCUGAUAGGGCACAGGGGGGAAAUCAGUAGUGUGCACUUCAACUGGGAUUGUUCCCUCAUUGUCUCUGCCUCUAUGGACAAAAGCUGCAAGGUGUGGGAUGCUGAGAGAGGCAAAUGUUUGGUGACCUUAAUUGGCCAUGAUGAUGAGGUGCUGGACGUUUGCUUUAAUUAUACUGGUCAGCUCAUCGCAACUGCGUCAGCCGAUGGUACUUCCAGGAUAUUUAAUGCAGAAACGUUCCAGUGUGUCUGUAAACUUGAGGGUCAUGAAGGAGAGAUAUCUAAGGUGUGCUUUAACCCACAGGGGACACGUGUAUUAACAGCAAGUGCAGACAGAACAGCACGUGUGUGGUCUGUGAACUCUGGCACAUGUCUGCAGGUUUUAGAGGGACACACCGAUGAGAUCUUCUCCUGCGCCUUUAACUAUGAAGGAGACACUAUUAUUACAGGUAGUAAAGAUAAUACCUGUCGGAUCUGGCGUUGAGACACACACAAAGAGAGCAAACUUCAGUAUUAACUAACACAUUUGAACAUGUUGUUCUCUUCAGCCUUCUACAUUUACAUUUACAGCAUUUAGCAGACACCCUUAUCCAGAGCGACUUACAUUUUAUCUCAUUUUUAUACAACUGAGCAAUUGAGGGUUAAGGGCCUUGCUCAGGGGCCCAGCAGUGGCAGCUUGGUGGAUGUAGGAAUCGAACUCACAACCUUCCGCUUGGUAACCCAACACCUUAACCACUAAGCUACCACAUCCCCCAUCCCCCAUCCUUCUAACUUGCAUAUAACGGUUGACUUAAAGUGCUGAGAAUCUGCUCACACUUACAUACGCACACACUAGCUGUGUAUGAAAUCCUUUUGUGAAAUAUUUUUGUAUCUCCUGUUCACACAGCAUUUGCUUCACUAUUUGAUUUUUUUCCACUUGUGAAAACACUAACAUACCCGAGCAUCAGGUGCCUACCAACAAUCAAUAGUAAAAUACGCGUAGGAGUAAUUACUAGAUUUAAGUGAAAUGAUCUUAGAAAAUUUUCUAUUUCUCAUCAUUUAUUUAGACUUAUAAUACUCUUUUAAACUCCUGAUUGGAAGCAAGCAGGAAAUAAGCUGAAUCAGUCUGUCAGGUUUAAAAGUACAUUUGGUGUGUCUAAAACUGAGCUGCCUUGAUGCCUUGCUGCUUGUGCUGUUGCAGAAUAUAUCAUCACAAAGUCCAUUACACAAGAUGAAAUAACAUAUCAGUGUGGAAAAAACAGAAAAUAGUGAGUAUGCUAUAAUUAUAUCAGGCAUUUCUUACUUAAAAUUAAAUAUAGCAAAAAUGUUAUAUAACAAUAAAACAAUGGUCAUGUGUUUUCUGCCACAGUUGUUUAUAGCCUGGCUGCUGGAUUAUAAGAUAUGUAGGACAUUGAAAAUUAGAUUUUCUCACCAGCUGCCAUAAAAUGCAUCAGCUACAGAUCAGGAACAUCACUUAAUGAUCACACCUAACAGCAAAAAGUGGAAGAAUGUGAUUUUAGUGACUUUAACCGUGGAAUGGUUGUUAGUGACGGGUGAACUGGUUUGAGUAUUUCAGAAACGACUGAUUUUCAUGCACAACAGUUUCUAGAGUCCACACAAAAUGGUGUGAGAAACCGUGAGCAUCAGUUUUGUAGUUUGAAGCAUUUUCACCAGACUGGUUGGAGCUGGUGGGAAGGCUAGGGUAACUCAGCUGUAAGGCUAGGUUAACUUAAAUAACUACUCUUUACAACAGAUUGAAAAAGAAGUUUAGAAAGAAAACAAGAAGUGGUGCAAUAUAUAUCAAUGCUACUAUUGCUCAAUUCAAUGAGAUUACAUUUUUCUCCAUUUUGAACCUUGCGACCUGUAUCUACAUGAUUUUAUGCACAACACUGCUGCUACAUAAUAAGAUACCUGCAUAAAUUAAGAGUGAUAUGGAAGUUCCUAUUAAAGAGGCUGGUGAGUGUAUAUGCUGCCUUCUGAAUACAGCCUUACAAGGCAGCGGUUUUAUGUUUCAGACACACCCUUAGCCUUAGAAAGUGAUGAUGAUGUCUACAUAUAAUGCUUUACCACCGUAUUGUUUCAUUGUUUAGAUUAUUUGGUAUACAUGCCUGUAUGUUCUGCUUCCGGAUCUGUUGGCUUUAAUUCAUCAAGGUACUGACAAACUUCACUUAAGAGUUCUUGUUUAAGCAAAGCAUAUACUAAAUACUAAAGCAAUCAGCAUUUAUGAAGUUAUGCAUAGUAAUAGGAAUGAUGAAAUGCUCAGCAAUAUUUUUACUCUGGAUGCAAAUAUUGUCCUAGUAUAUGUUACUACACACAUUAUAAUACUAACUUUAACUACUGGGCACUACUCCACAGGUAGCUGUAGUGAAUAAUGUGGGCAAUAUGGGUACAAAGAGUUCAACGUAUUGUAAUUUCAAUGUGUGUAUUAAAAAAUUAUUU